Messenger RNA from Trypanosoma brucei brucei TREU927, 339 nucleotides. RefSeq lists its product as hypothetical. The transcript has a single exon. The coding region runs from base 1 to 339 and encodes 112 amino acids. Lineage: Eukaryota; Euglenozoa; Kinetoplastea; Trypanosomatida; Trypanosomatidae. The record is from RefSeq and is a predicted model, not a curated record.
AUGACUGGUUGGAACCAAAAAAUGGCCAAAAUGGCAUUUCGUCGCUCCAAAUUCCGGCGUCUUGCAUGGGGUGAUGGUGACCCGUAUCCUUAUACCCCUCGUGCAACUUUCCGUUACCAAUGGGAUGACUGGCCAUUAUGGGAAAAAAUUUGGCAUAUUGGAAUUGGAAUUGUGGGUGUUGAAUUUGCCAUGUGGGCGUAUUAUUCAAAAUUAAACAGUCGUAUGGAUUGGGCACGUGAAGAGGCAUUGCGACGCAUGCGUUUGAGACGGGAGGCGCAGGAACUUAUGAUAUUAGAGGGAGAGAAGUUUGAUAGCGAUAUUCAGCCGGAUAGACGAUAA